Molecule: messenger RNA, 4444 nt
Organism: Haliotis rufescens (red abalone)
Lineage: Eukaryota; Metazoa; Mollusca; Gastropoda; Lepetellida; Haliotidae
Product: cyclin-dependent kinase 20-like
Exons: 11
Coding region: 116-1150 (344 amino acids)
Biological process (GO): protein phosphorylation
Cellular component (GO): nucleus
Molecular function (GO): ATP binding; cyclin-dependent protein serine/threonine kinase activity
Source: RefSeq, a predicted model, not a curated record
CGCUUCACUCCCGGAAAUCCAACAAGUCGAGGCAGAGCAUCAUGUUGCUAAUGAAAACAAUGAUGAGCGUGAAGCUGACAUAACGACGUAACAGAAGAUUUUCCUGGUUUAUAUCAUGGAGCAGUACACGAUCCUAGGACGCAUCGGCGAGGGAGCACAUGGCAUUGUACUGAAGGCAAAACACACAGAGAGUGGUGAAGUGGUGGCCUUGAAGAAAGUCCCCCUCAGGAAUCUGGACGAUGGAAUUCCAAACACAGCUCUAAGAGAAAUUAAGGCUCUACAAGAGAUAGAAGAUAAUCCAUAUACGGUGAAGCUGCGGGAGGUGUUCCCUCACGGGACGGUGAUCGUGUUGGUGUUUGAGUACAUGCUGUCUGACCUGUCUGAGGUGAUACGAAACUCGGAAAAACCUCUCUCCGAAGCCCAGGUGAAGUCCUUCAUGCUGAUGUUGCUGAAAGGAGUUGCCUUCUGCCAUGAGAACAACAUCAUGCAUCGGGACUUGAAGCCAGCCAACCUCCUAAUCAGCUCCACAGGACAUCUAAAGAUUGCUGACUUUGGUCUUGCGAGAGUGUUUGAGAACAAACGAGACAGGCAGUACAGUCACCAGGUGGCUACACGAUGGUACAGAGCGCCGGAGUUGUUGUACGGAGCCAGGAAAUAUGACGAGGGUGUGGACCUGUGGGCUGUGGGCUGUAUUUUUGGAGAGCUGCUCAACAACUCCCCUUUGUUCCCGGGGGAGACCGACAUAGAGCAGCUGGUGUACGUCCUCCGUGUACUGGGUACCCCAAACAAGGACACCUGGCCGGGAAUGACAGACCUGCCAGACUACCACAAGAUCUCUUUCCCCUACAACCCCCCGAUUCCCUUCGAGGAGAUCCUCCCUGACGCCUCCCCAGUGGCCCUGGAUCUUCUCAAGAAGUUUUUGGUUUACCCCACAAAGAAAAGGAUCUCGGCUAAGGAGGCUCUCCUGCAUCCUUACUUCUUCACGGAGCCCCUGCCUGCCCAUCACUCCGAGCUGCCCAUCCCCCAGCGUACCCGGCGGAGUGGGCUGCAGCACAAGCACCAGACGCACGAAUACACAAUGGACACCCCCCUAGAGGACUCCUUGCUAGACCCCGAGCUCAUAGCACCCCACUCCAUCAGACUCAAGUAGAGACCCCGAGCUCAUAGCACCCCACGCCAUCAGACUCAAGUAGAGACCCCGAGCUCAUAGCACCCCACGCCAUCAGACUCAAGUAGAGGCCCCGAGCUCAUAGCCCCCAGACGCCAUCAGACUCAAGUAGAGACCCCGAGCUCAUAGAACCCCCAUGCCAUCAGACUCAAGUAGAGGCCCCGAGCUCAUAGCCCCCAGACGCCAUCAGACUCAAGUAGAGGCCCUGAGCUCAUAGCACCCCAGAUGCCAUCAGACUCAAGUAGAGACCCCUAGCUCAUAGCCCCCAGACGCCAUCAGACUCAAGUAGAGACCCCUAGCUCAUAGCACCCCACGCCAUCAGACUCAAGUAGAGACCCCUAGCUCAUAGCCCCCAGACUCCAUCAGACUCAAGUAGAGGCCCUGAGCUCAUAGCACCCCACGCCAUCAGACUCAAGUAGAGACCCCAAGCUCAUAGCCCCCAGAUGCCAUCAGACUCAAGUAGAUACUCCGAGCUCAUAGCCCCCCCAUGCCAUCAGACUCAAGUAGAGACCCCUAGCUCAUAGCACCCCACGCCAUCAGACUCAAGUAGAGACCCCGAGCUCAUAGCCCCCAGACGCCAUCAGACUCAAGUAGAGGCCCCGAGCUCAUAGCCCCCAGAUGCCAUCAGACUCAAAUAGAGACCCCGAGCUCAUAGCCCCCAGACACCAUCAGACUCAAGUAGAGACCCCGAGCUCAUAGCACCCCACGCCAUCAGACUCAAGUAGAGACCCCAAGCUCAUAGCACCCCCAUGCCAUCAGACUCAAGUAGAGACCCCAUGAAUGACAACACUAGCAUCCAUCCAUCCAUAACAUGCAAUCAACCACCUCACCUCCGGAUCCAUUUCAUCACUGGGAACCUAUAAUAUUACCCAGAAUCCCCACUGGCUCAAUUAUAUAUAUGUUUGUUUGGUAUGACAAUGCAUACAAUUAGUCCAUUGUAAGAUUUACAUUUCAUUGUUUGCAAUCACCUUAUGUUGAAAUCCACUAGGCAGGUAAGAAAAUGAAAUUGCAGAGGUGGAUCCAGAAUUUUGAACAAGGAGAGUGCACAUUGUAAGGCAUGAAGUAAACAAAACACAUGAUAGGUACACAUCAUCAUCAUCAUCAUCAUCAUCAUCAUCAUCAUCAUCAUGGGGCGGUCUGGUAGCCUAGUGGUUAAAGCGUUCGCCCGUCAUGCCAAAGGUUUGAUUCCCCACAUGGGUACAAUGUGUGAAGCUCAUUUUUGGUGUCCCCCGCCGUCAUCAUCAUCAUCAUCAUCAUCAUCAUCAUCAUCAUUAUUAUCAUUAUUAUUCAACCGAUGUAAUAGUAAUAUUUCAUAGAUAUGAGGACAUUGGGGAAGGUAUAUUUCUGAAUUGUUUGAUAGGCAUUACUUAGAAGUUGCCAGAUGACAAACAAAGUAGAGAUAAUUUAUGGAAUACAAUAUAUAUAUUUCUGUAUAGUUGUUUAUUACAGUCACCACUGGUACAAACUGCACAGCAUUAAGACUGGCACUUUGUGUAGCAAGCCUUGAGACUGGCACUUUGUGAAGCAAGCCUUGAGACUGGCACUUUGUGAAGCAAGCCUUGAGACUGGCAUUUUGUGUAGCAAGCCUCGAGACUGGCACUUUGUGAAGCAAGCCUUGAGACUGGCACUUUGUGUAGCAAGCCUUGAGACUGGCACUUUGUGAAGCAAGCCUCGAGACUGGCACUUUGUGAAGCAAGCCUCGAGACUGGCACUUUGUGAAGCAAGCCUCGAGACUGGCACUUUGUGAAGCAAGCCUUGAGACUGGCACUUUGUGAAGCAAGCCUCGAGACUGGCACUUUGUGUAGCAAGCCUUGAGACUGGCACUUUGUGAAGCAAGCCUUGAGACUGGCACUUUGUGAAGCAAGCCUCGAGACUGGCACUUUGUGAAGCAAGCCUCGAGACUGGCACUUUGUGAAGCAAGCCUCGAGACUGGCACUUUGUGAAGCAAGCCUCGAGACUGGCACUUUGUGAAGCAAGCCUCGAGACUGGCACUUUGUGAAGCAAGCCUCGAGACUGGCACUUUGUGAAGCAAGCCUCGGGACUGGCACUUUGUGAAGCAAGCCUCGGGACUGGCACUUUGUGAAGCAAGCCUUGAGACUGGCACUUUGUGAAGCAAGCCUCGAGACUGGCACUUUGUGAAGCAAGCCUUGAGACUGGCACUUUGUGAAGCAAGCCUUGAGACUGGCACUUUGUGUAGCAAGCCUCGAGACUGGCACUUUGUGAAGCAAGCCUGGAGACUGGCACUUUGUGUAGCAAGCCUCGAGACUGGCACUUUGUGAAGCAAGCCUUGAGACUGGCACUUUGUGUAGCAAGCCUUGAGACUGGCACUUUGUGAAGCAAGCCUUGAGACUGGCACUUUGUGAAGCAAGCCUCGAGACUGGCACUUUGUGAAGCAAGCCUCGAGACUGGCACUUUGUGAAGCAAGCCUCGAGACUGGCACUUUGUGUAGCAAGCCUUGAGACUGGCACUUUGUGAAGCAAGCCUCGAGACUGGCACUUUGUGUAGCAAGCCUUGAGACUGGCACUUUGUGAAGCAAGCCUUGAGACUGGCACUUUGUGAAGCAAGCCUCGAGACUGGCACUUUGUGAAGCAAGCCUCGAGACUGGCACUUUGUGAAGCAAGCCUCGAGACUGGCACUUUGUGAAGCAAGCCUCGAGACUGGCACUUUGUGAAGCAAGCCUUGAGACUGGCACUUUGUGAAGCAAGCCUCGAGACUGGCACUUUGUGAAGCAAGCCUUGAGACUGGCACUUUGUGAAGCAAGCCUUGAGACUGGCACUUUGUGAAGCAAGCCUCAGGACUGGCACUUUGUGAAGCAAGCCUUGAGACUGGCACUUUGUGAAGCAAGCCUCGAGACUGGCACUUUGUGUAGCAAGCCUUGAGACUUGCACUUUGUGAAGCAAGCCUUGAGACUGGCACUUUGUGAAGCAAGCCUCGAGACUGGCACUUUGUGAAGCAAGCCUCGAGACUGGCACUUUGUGAAGCAAGCCUCGAGACUGGCACUUUGUGAAGCAAGCCUUGAGACUGGCACUUUGUGAAGCAAGCCUUGAGACUGGCACUUUGUGAAGCAAGCCUUGAGACUGGCACUUUGUGAAGCAAGCCUUGCACUGCUAUUUGUGGUCCUGUGGAAUGUUCUGUUGUCAUCAUGUUAACCUUAUUGUUGCUGCUGUGAUUAAUCCAUCAGUCCACUGUCAUAUAUCUUGCAAAAUAUUUCUUUCAGUUUUAUGGCAAGACAAUUUUCAUGAAUACAAAUAAAAAGACAGCAAUGUCUAAAUUCGA